This is a messenger RNA of Prorocentrum cordatum, 3860 nucleotides long. The record is from the annotation of a GenBank genome assembly. NCBI's taxonomy places the organism in Eukaryota, Dinophyceae, Prorocentrales, Prorocentraceae.
GCGCGCCGCGGUAUAUUUCAAAGCUCUCGGAUCUCCCGAUGGGACCUCAGGGCGCAGCCUCGAGAAGGGUGGUUCGAAUCGUCGGCGAGGGUCAUCGUCGUCGCCACCGACCGUCGCCGUCAAAGUCGCGCAGGUGCUCCACCCUCCCCACGAAGGGAAGCAAGGAGGAGGAAGACGAGGAGGAGAAGUUUUUCUCGACGCGUCCUGCUGAGCGACUUCUCAAAAGGACGAAAUUUGUAGAGACUAGGCCGAAGACCCCAGGAUGAUCUAGGUCACCUAACCCGACACGUAGUGCUGAGUCCCUCGCGCUUCCUUCGGGCUUCCGAUCCGUCUGUGUGAGUUGCGGCAAGUAUUCGCAGCUAGACAGAGCCACAGGAGCCGCAAGACCCGUGCAUUCCCCUGUCUGCCCGUGAGCCUCAGGCCCUGCAAAGCACAUGGAGGAUCCAACAAAACGCACGGGUUCCUCUCCGCCAGUGGCAUCGGGCCCGAAAAAAAUGCCAGGAUACCCUGGACCCGCAGAACGCACGGGUUCAGCUCGCCAAUAUCCUCGGAGCGGGUUCCUUCAUUCCGCAAGCCUGGGACGGAACGGCAGAACGCACGGGCCCCCUCCCCCUUAUGUUCAAAACGCAAAACGCACAGGCGAUCUUCGCCCGCGAGCGUGGGGCCCCGCGAAACACACGGGCACUGGUUCCAUUCGCCCUUGAGUCCUGGACACCACGAAACACGCGGAUUCUUGGCGUUCGUGAACAAAUAUAUGGCAUAUGGCACCCGACGUUGAUUGCGCAUCGCUCGGGCGACAAAAAAGGCUCACCCGCAGCACUGCCGCACUGUCCGUUUGGAAAAAGAUGGCAACUCGGCAAAUGCUCAGCAAACGUUCGAAAAAUAUGUCGCGCCGCCCGCCGACUGACGGACAAGGGGCGAUCGCCUAUACAUGCAUAGCACCGCAUAAAGACAUUUGUUUUUUUGGGGGGAACAGCUGAACGCAGCACCUGAAGCUGGGAUAGCGGGUCGACAAACCAGACCGUGGAGCGAAGGGCUUCCCUAAUGAAACACAAGUGCCGCACGCCCUCCUCGCGCUUUCGCUAUGGUGUACUCCGCUUGUUUCCGGCCGUCGGAGACCAACGAACCACCAGAGAAAGCGACAAGUACACAAUGUCCCCAGACUCGGGCAGGAGGAGAAGGAAGAGGAAGUAAGGGCGAGAGCAAAGAGACAAGGGGGAAUUGCGGGAAUGCACAGAGCACUGCAUCGCCCAUUCGCCGCACAUUGGCGCAUCGAGAGUGCGCACAGUUGAGACUCAAAUACGCUGCUAGGCUAUUAGGGAACCAAGGAGGAUAGACAGUAGUGGAGUGACAGGGAAGAAGCCAGGAGGAAAGCAGAAAGCGAGUGCAGCUUGGCGUGCGGGACAAGCUUCAAGCGCAGCGGGUGCGGCUUGGAGCACAUUGAAGACUCACCCUACGAUAUCAAACUCUUGGACGCUCAAUCUGCACAGCCGGCCCCGCGUACGAAGACUGACAAAAACACAGGGCUGCAUAAUGCGCUUGCUCCAACUCGAGACGCUUGAAGCUGCGAGGGGUGUUGAGGAAGAGGGUGGGUCACAGCAAGCAAACAAAAAAGAACGAGAUGCGACAUGUUUCGGCAGGCAGCACGUCUGCACGGGGCCAUCACUUUGGAGGGGGUCGUGGCUACACGUCCGGACGGGAGCGGGUCGCGCUCCGCUAGAAAGAGGGUUGCUCUCGUGAAUACAUUCCAGCCUGAAAACAGCUCGGCUGCUCUCGUGAGCGCUUUCCAGACUAAAAAACAGCUCGCAACGAGGAUGCUGAAUACUCCUAUUGGCUCAGACCUCCGAGUUACCGUUCCCCCACAAUGCAAGCCAGAGAGCCAGCCGACCCCAUCUACGUGAAAGGCGUUUCACCAGAAGAGAGGGGGGGAGAGAGAGAGAGGGGGGGGAAAGAGAGAGAGAGGGAAGAGGAAGGGAAGGAGGGAGAGAAAGACAGAGCGAGAGAGAGAGAUGCCCCGAUGGGAGGUGUAGCUGGACACGUGCUCCUCAGCAACGACGUUCAGUCUUCGAUGGUCCUCCUCUCCGCGUGCCAGGUGCCAGCACGCGCCCUUUCAGGACUGAAAGGACCGCCCGCCGAAGACCGCACUUCCACGGCAACGUCGGUCAGCUUGACCUCGGGCUCUGGCAGAAGUGCCCCUGACCGCAGGGAGGCCCUGGGGCUGCGAAGGAGGCCCUGGCCCACCGAAGACCGCACUUCCACGGCAACGUCGGUCAGCUUGACCUCGGGCUCUGGCAGAAGUGCCCCUGACCGCAGGGAGGCCCUGGGGCUGCGAAGGAGGCCCUGGCCCACCGAAGACCGCACUUCCACGGCAACGUCGGUCAGCUUGACCUCGGGCUCUGGCAGAAGUGCCCCUGACCGCAGGGAGGCCCUGGGGCUGCGAAGGAGGCCCUGACGGGCCCAGACGGCCCCCGACGGGUGCCGGAAGAGAGGCCCAAGGCUCCAAGAGCGGGCGGAGGCCUGGGUGCACCCUGGGCCAGGGACGCCCCUGCCAAAAACCGGUGAUGCUCGGCGGGUCGCGUGCCGAUGACGGACCGGACGGAGAAGUCGAGGACGACCUCGGCACGAUGCCCUCGUCGAAUUGAGAAGAGCUCGCUCCAAUCGCGGCGGCUUCCUGUGUGUCGCUCACGUCGUCGGUCAUUGCCUCCCAACCCCAGCUUAAGAGCUGCUGAACAUCCUCUGCGCUGCAGAAGAUCAUUGUGCAACGUGGCGUCUGAGAGCCCCGCACGAAGAGGCAUCGCCCUGCGGUGAAAAAACAGAGACCAAGGACAGCAUUUGUCCAAGGGUCCCCCAGCCCCAUGGCGUCACAGGCAAAAACGAUAGAGCCGAGAAGGAACAUUGCAGAUCCCCACCAUAUUGUAGACUGAAUACGAAGAGGCGAAUAUGCAUACCGGCAGCCACCCCGUGAAGGUGCUGAUGAUAACAUCAGCAGCAGGGAACCGAUUAGAAACAGCCACGAUCCUGCGUGGUAUAGGGAUGCCUGCCCAUCCGUGCCCGAAUAGAUUGCAGCAAAGACAAAAUAUCCCAUUGUGUAAAGCGCUACUCCCAAUGUGUAAAGCCAAUUUUUUGGUGUACUUGAGAUGCUGUACGCAACAAGAAAUGAGGUGUAGCAAACCGCGUAUACAACAUUGAAUACUUGGUUAAUGCUUUCAUUGAAACGUGCAUUCCAUUCACGCACGAUCGACACGAGCUGGAUGGAGGUUUGAGAAAGAAACAGCCAAGCGCACACCAUGCCGUAGCGGUCCAUCCAGACAGACUCAACCAGCCGUGUUGGUAAAUCACGAUGGUCAGUCUUGAUCCACUGCCAGAUAUGAGGCUCGCCACAUGCGUCGAACUUCCACCAACCUACGAACUCGUGCCCACGUUUGCGUGACGACGAGCGCAUCUCGAACGAGCCUGUCGUUCCACUACCUGCCUCCAGGAUAUUGCUGUCGAUGUGCCUCCACACUCCACAAACGGAGACACGCCCAUGGACCACAUCCACCCGACCAUCCAGCACCGCCAGACCGGGCAACGGGUCCGACACGCUCGCUGCACGCCGCCGCUGCGACAGUGCCAUCAUCGCGUCCUCCGGGUGAUACGUGGCCUUGAACCGCCUGCCUCGGCGCUCAGCCUUCAGCGUCGACAUGCUGCAGUCCUCGGUGAACUCGACCUGCCUCCGGAGAUAAUUUUCGAUCAGGUCGGAGUCCGACUUGUCGGACAGGCCACUCCUGUUCCGGAUGCAGUCGCUCCGGACCAGAGCCAUCACACCCGAGGCAGCCUCGCCGCAACGGGCGGUGCGAGCCCACAGCGCUCGGGCCAAA